CGUAGCAUGGCGCACAAUUGAACUGCGUGAGGGAGGUGUUGGUUGGACCUCUGCCCUUUUAGAGUUGGGAGCCUGACGGAACGGGAGCUGAGCAAAGGGGGGUUGUGGGGUGAAAUUCUGUGAGUUGGUCGCUGGAGGUUGCCUGUGAGGAAGGUUCUCCUCCUGGAGGAGGGACACGGAGACAGAAGUGCGACGUGGAAACCCAGAGCGCCGCUUAUAUCUCCUGAAGUAAACAAAUGAAGUUCCGGUGAACAAUAAGAGCAGACUUUCAGCUUUCUGGAGAAGCUGGUGUACUGGAAUAAAAUGAGACUCAGUGAACGGUGUUGGGGCUUGUAGGAAGAGGCCGUCACCAUGGACGAGGGGCUGACUAUUACUUUAAUCUCUGUGGCGAUGUUUGUUGGCUCCUUCUUACUGGGAUUCAUCCCACUGUUGUUCCGACUCUCUGAGAAAAGCCUCCAGUUUGUGACCAUUCUGGGGGCAGGUCUGCUGUGUGGGACAGCACUGGCCAUCACCAUCCCUGAGGGUGUGGGUUUACUGGAGGAUUCAUGGAGAGAAUCCUCCUCUGAAGCUCCAUCUGGUCUGAAUGCCAUUGAAAAAAACACAUCUUCCACAGAGGGAAGCUCUCCACCUCGGUUUUAUAUCGGCGUGGCUUUGACGUUUGGGUUUACGUUCAUGUUUGUUGUCGAUCAGAUUGCAGGAUACUGUUCCUUGCGUGAUCCUACGACACAUUUGUCGAAUAAGGCUCACAUCACAGCCACUUUAGGGUUGGUUAUCCAUGCUGCAGCUGAUGGAUUUGCUCUGGGUGCUGCCACCGCCACAGGUCAAGUGACCGUACAAGUGAUCGUUUUUUUUGCUGUCAUUCUACACAAGGCUCCUGCUGCUUUUGGUUUGGUCUCCUUCCUGAUGCAUGUAGGCCUUGAGAAGAAGGACAUUCAGGGACAUUUACUGGCUUUCUCAGCUGCAGCACCUGUAGUCGCUAUCAGCACUUACUUCAUACUGGACGCUACUGGAAAUUCCUCUCAGAGCCAGAUGAGUGCAACAGGAGUGGGAAUGCUGUUCUCAGCUGGGACUUUCCUUUAUGUGGCCACGGUGCACGUCCUCCCUGAGAUCAGCAGUAGCAGGAAAGAAGAACCCCUCUCUAACCUGCAGGAGCAGACUGAAGUAGAAACCCACCAAGCGAGACACCUGGGGCUCCUAGAGAGCCUCACCCUCAUCCUUGGUGUGGGACUCCCAGUUGUGUUGGCCCUCGGGCUGCACGAUGACUGAAGGAGAAUGGGAGUUUACUGUAAUGGGUGCAGAAUAUGCACGACUGAAUGAAAAACUGUACUCUUAUCGCACCAUCAGAGGAUAGGAUGUGCCUCCGAAGAGUUAACAUGGGUGUGCUAACUAACCAUUGAGUCCUACCAUUGUUCCGGCAUCAAUAGAGUUUCCUGAUUUUGAAAGGGCUUUGUUACCUUUAUAUGUUGUUCUCGUUCGGCCAGGUUUCCUUUACAAGGAAACAAAAAGAGGGAUGUUUCUUACUAAGAUGUCCUACUUUUAAAAUUAAAACCACUGUCAGCGGGUAGAUUUACAGCAAAUACAAGAGAAUAAUUUGAUACUGUUAUGUGCCCAAUAUGGGAUCUAGUUUGCACAGAUUGUACUAGCUUGGUGUUUGAAAAAUAGCAUCGACUUUCAGUUUUACAUGCAAAAGAGCAAGUUGGAAAAUUUCUCGAAUUCUACAAUUCUUUUUUGUUAGAAUUUCCAUCAGUAAGAAAAAAGUUAUUCCUGAUGCAGGAAUAGGCCUUAAGAGAGCUCCUAAUGGGAGGAAAUGUUAAGAGUAGGGAGGAGGACCUUUAGUGUGCCUAAGAGUGGCUUAAGAUGGCGGAAAGACAAAUAGGAAGGAGAUAUUCUCCAAACAAUGAAUAACAGUGAAUUAAUAAAACGCUACCGGCUUGAUUGUGCAGGGAUUCACCCCUUAAUAGUCGAGUAAAUGAGCAAAUAAACUUCUAUAACAAUUAUACAAUUAUUAAUAUAGAGAUAAGAUAAACUUUAUCAUCCUUAUAGGGCAAAAUUAAAUAGUUUCAGAAGGAGGACAGAUUAUAGGUCCACCUCUAAUAAGGUAAUAUUAGGAAUUAUAAAUAAAUUAUAGAAACAAUAAUGAAUAACCAUGAAUAAAAAGUACAGAAUUAUUUAAAUAUUUACAGACUGCAAAAUGCUUUAGGCAAAUACAUUUCUCUGAAUUGGAGUUUCUGUCGAACUGAAUCACUCCUAAGCUAGGAGUCCUUGGCAUGAAUUUCUAGGCUAAGAUAGGAGCUCUCUGAGAGGACUCUGAGAAUCUUUGUAAAUACGAACCCAGAUUUUUAUUUGAGUACACUGAUUUUCACAAAAUCAUUAGUGGGGAAAUUUUUAGUAUUUCUACUUUCAGUACUUUGUACAACCCAUUUAACCUGUAUAAUGGUUAUUUGUCUUCUAUAAUAUUUUACAAGGCUGGAUCCUACAGAGAGAGGGAUCUUUGGCUAUUCCUCUCUGCACAAUCUCUCUAGAUCGGGGGUCUGCAACUUGUGGUUCUUCAUACCUUUGGCCAAAAAUGCUAAAGAAUUGAGCAAUGUUUUCAAAUGUAAAUGUAAUUUGAAAAAGGACGGCUUUAGCUGUUUUUCCUAAGCUUUUUCAUGCAAAAAAUACAUAGCAUUUCCACCAAGAAUGAUACUAAUAGUGUGUGAGGGAUAUUUUUCUCAUGAAAUAAUUUUUUUUUGUAAGUAGGUUUCUAGUUGUCUAGUUCCACACCUUUACGUUUGUGAUAGUAGGACAGAAAAGUCUUUUUCUCUGGCAUGCAGACUGUCUCUAAUCAUUGUUAUGGAGCAGGGGUCUGGAACCUGCACCUCUGGAGCCACACGUGGUUCUUUAGGCCCACCAUAGUAGCUCUUAAUAACUGACCAAAACAGGAAAUGGAGUAAAGCUAUGUUUUUAAAUUUAAAGUAAUAUAAAUGCUAAUUUUAGCUGACCUUCUUUGUCAUUUCAUGCAGUAUCUGCAUAGAAAUUACACAGCAGAAUCAGACUAAUAGCCCCAUUUCUAUUAUUAGGCCACAAACAAAAGUGUUUUUGGCUUGUUAAGCUUAAGCCAUUCUGGUUAUUUUUUAUGGAUACAGUAAACUUUUACAAUGUUUAAUGAAGACCUACAAUUUGAAACUAAAAGACUUUGUUCUUAUAAACUAAUCAACUUCAAAAUAAACUGUAAAUUAAACAUUUGGCAUUUUAGUUGCAUUUAUUUUAAAGGAAUUGCUAAGGGUACAAUAAACUGGAAAUGUGUAAUUCCAUAAAAAACAAUAAUUAUUGUUUCCUAACAUGAGAUUUAAUUCCAUAAUGAAUAAAUGCCCUCCAUUUAGAGGUUUUUCAAAAAAGAUUUUGUGUGAUAAUAUGCAGCUGCAACAAAAGAUGAACUUCUUUUAAGCCUUUUUGCACACCUUUACCCAAGGUGCAAACAGAUUUGUCUGCAUCUGUGUUGUAAUAUAUUAUGCAACGGUUAAAAGAAAAUGACAUUUAAAAUAAAAUGACAUUUAAAAUAUUAUGGCAUGAAAUAUACUUGCAUUCUGUAAUUCUUGGAUAUUUAUUGAACAUAUAAAAUCGCCAAAUUAAUAAACAUGUGUUAUACCCAAACAACAA
Messenger RNA from Girardinichthys multiradiatus, 3639 nucleotides. RefSeq names its product zinc transporter ZIP9. Gene Ontology annotation, biological process: transmembrane transport; zinc ion transport. The record is from RefSeq and is a predicted model, not a curated record. Lineage: Eukaryota; Metazoa; Chordata; Actinopteri; Cyprinodontiformes; Goodeidae. The transcript is spliced from 7 exons. Gene Ontology annotation, cellular component: membrane. The coding region runs from base 352 to 1266 and encodes 304 amino acids. Gene Ontology annotation, molecular function: metal ion transmembrane transporter activity.